Molecule: messenger RNA, 2128 nt
Organism: Xenopus laevis (African clawed frog)
Lineage: Eukaryota; Metazoa; Chordata; Amphibia; Anura; Pipidae
Gene: snx1.S
Product: sorting nexin 1 S homeolog
Exons: 15
Coding region: 107-1618 (503 amino acids)
Source: RefSeq, a predicted model, not a curated record
CUGAUGCCGCUGUUCUUGUUUUUGUUCGACUACGUCACGUUCCUUCCCGUCUCCGCUACCUCCGUGUGUUCCUGUCUCGCACAUCCCGCUUCCGGCAGGUUUGGUGAUGGCGGAUGAAAGCGGCGACUGUCAGCGGCUUCCACCGGAACUGGAUGAGGAGGCCCCGGGAACUAACAGUGACACAGAAGGAGAGGAUAUCUUUACCGGAGCUCAUUCAGGGGUGCCUGCUCCAAAGACAAAGAAAGAGCCUGUACCAGACCAGACUUCACGGGAAAAUGGUCUCUUUCUGGAAGACGAUGACCAAGAUUUGUUUGCAGAGUCCACUGUCAAGCUGUCAGUGGAUAAUUCUCAAAAAAUCCAAAAAGAAGAGCCUCCAAAAGUGUCGCUAACCACCCCCAUGCUUAUUGAAGCAGCUAGCGCCUCCACCAAGCAAAAGAGCUAUGAAGAGUUGGAAGAAGAAGAGCAAGAAGACCAGUUUGAUGCGAAGAUUAGUGUCACAGACCCCGAGAAAAUUGGUGACGGUAUGAAUGCAUAUGUAGUCUACCAAGUUACAACUCAGACCAAUUUACUAAUGUUUAAGAGCAAGCACUUCACUGUGAAGAGACGGUUCAGUGACUUCCUGGGCCUAUAUGAGAAACUCUCGGAAAAGCACUCACAGAACGGGUUUAUUGUAGCACCACCUCCAGAGAAGAGCCUUAUAGGCAUGACCAAAGUAAAGGUGGGCAAAGAGGACUCUUCUUCAACAGAGUUUCUGGAGAGAAGAAGAACAGCUUUAGAAAGGUACCUCCAAAGAAUAGUAAGUCAUCCUACACUCAUUCAGGACCCUGAUGUGAGAGAGUUUCUGGAGAAGGAUGAGCUUCCACGUGCAGUCAGCACCCAGGCUCUAAGUGGAGCAGGACUUCUCAAGAUGUUCAACAGAGCCACUGAUGCAGUCAAUAAAAUGACUAUUAAAAUGAAUGAAUCAGAUGUUUGGUUUGAAGACAAAUUCCAGGAGGUGGAAUGUGAGGAACAACAUCUCCGAAAGUUGCACACAGUGGUGGAAACUUUAGUGAAUCACAGGAAAGAACUAGCACUGAACACUGCUCUAUUUGCCAAGAGUCUGGCCAUGCUGGGGAGCUCAGAGGAUAACACAGCCCUUUCUCGGGCUUUGUCUCAACUGGCUGAGGUAGAGGAGAAGAUAGAGCAGCUACACCAGGAGCAGGCCAACAGUGAUUUCUUCCUGCUUGCGGAGCUAUUGGCUGAUUACAUCCGUUUGCUCUCUGUGGUCAGAGGGGUAUUUGAUCAGCGAAUAAAAACCUGGCAGCGAUGGCAGGAUGCUCAGGCCACCUUACAGAAGAAGAGAGAAAAUGAGGCUAGAUUGCUGUGGGCCAACAAACCAGACAAACUGCAACAAGCAAAGGAUGAGAUUGCAGAGUGGGAAUCCCAGGUCACACAAUAUGAAAGGGAUUUUGAGAGGAUUUCUGUUACAGUACGAAAGGAGGUCAUGCGGUUUGAGAAAGAGAAGUCUAAGGAUUUUAAAGGUCACAUAGUUAGAUAUCUGGAGACACUGAUGAAUUCACAGCACAAACUGGUUAAAUACUGGGAGGCGUUUUUACCUGAAGCAAAAGUUAUAUCCUAACUGGUGUGGAUUGAAGAACAGCCCUGAUGGUUCUAUUCCUCUUCUGCCAUUUUUAUAUUAAUAUAAAUAAUAUACCUUCUGCCUUUUAGAAAACAGUGAUGCACACUCAUAUUUACCUUCCAAACUGUGAAACAGUCUGCAACUUCUUUGCGCUAAACAUAUUUUCUGUGGGUUGCUGUGGGAGUGUUAAUCAAUGGUGUCCCUCUGUAUAUUCUCAAGUCACCAGACCAAGUUUUAAAGCUUAAAGUGAAAAAACCCUCAAAAUAAGGUUCUUGUAAGGGGACAGUUAAGUAUGCCCUAUAACAAAUUGCACUUUUAACAAUCUGGUUUUUACAAGGGUUGCAACACUUCACGGCGUGCAACUUCCUGAGAUAUUGCACAUCACAAGAACAAAGACUGUACGAUUUGUGCCAGAGUGCUUAACAUAGGAAAACUACAGAACUUUGCAGUAGUGUGGCAGCAUUGUGAAUUAGACCCACGCUGUACUAAUAAAUCAGAAAAAUACUGUUA